CGCGGCCCAGCCCAAGCAUCGGCCCAUUCGCCCCCACACCCGUCACACUCCUCCCCUGCUUCCACCCGCGCCGCAGCGCCGCCAUCCGCGGCGGCGUUCCACCGAGCACCUCGUGCGCGCGCAUGGCCGCCAUGGCCCCGCACCACCUCUCCCGCCCCGCCGCGGCAUCCGGCGCCGUGUCGGGGGCUCUCAACAGGCAUCGCGCCUUCUCAUCCACCUCCUGCUCCCCUCUCCGCCUCCCGCUCCUCCGCGCCGCCGCCACCCAGCCCGCGCGCCUCUCCGCCGCCGCGGUUUCCACCGCCGCCGCCACUAUGGAGGCCGCGCCGAUGGACGCCGUGGCGAAGUGGGGGCUGACCCCGCUCUCCGAGGCCGACCCGGAGGUCUACGACCUCAUCGAGCGCGAGAAGCGGCGGCAGCGCGCGGGCAUCGAGCUCAUCGCCUCCGAGAACUUCACCUCGCUCGCCGUCAUGGAGGCGCUCGGCUCUCCGCUCACCAAUAAGUACUCGGAGGGCAUGCCGGGGGCGCGCUACUACGGCGGCAACGAGGUCAUCGACGAGGUCGAGGAGCUCUGCCGCGCCCGCGCGCUCGCCGCGUUCCACCUCGACCCGGAACGCUGGGGCGUCAACGUGCAGCCUUACUCGGGCUCGCCGGCCAACUUCGCCGCCUACACGGGGCUGCUCCAGCCCCACGACAGGAUCAUGGGGCUCGACCUGCCGUCGGGCGGCCACCUCACCCAUGGGUACUACACGGCGGGCGGCAAGAAGAUCUCCGCCACGUCCAUCUACUUCGAGAGUCUGCCGUACAAGGUCAGCUCCGACAACGGGUACGUCGACUACGACAGGCUGGAGGAGAAGGCCAUGGAUUUCCGCCCCAAGCUCAUUAUAUGCGGUGGGAGCGCGUACCCGCGGGACUGGGAUUACGCCAGGCUCAGGGCUAUUGCAGACAAGUGUGGCGCCAUGUUGCUAUGCGACAUGGCUCAUAUCAGUGGUCUUGUCGCCGCGCAGGAGGCUUUGAAUCCCUUUGAGUACUCUGAUGUGGUUACCACAACCACCCACAAGAGUCUUCGAGGGCCAAGGUCGGGUAUGAUCUUCUUCAGGAAGGGCCCAAAGCCUCCAAAAAAAGGCCAGCCUGAGGGUGCUCUGUAUGACUAUGAGGACAAGAUCAACUUUGCAGUAUUCCCUUCGCUCCAGGGGGGGCCUCACAAUCACCAGAUUGCUGCGCUGGCUGUUGCCUUGAAGCAGGCUAUGUCACCUGGAUUCAAGGCCUAUAUCAAGCAGGUUAAGGCAAAUGCGGUUGCCCUUGGAAACCAUUUGAUGAGCAAGGGCUACAAGUUGGUUACUGAUGGAACAGAGAACCACCUUGUUCUCUGGGAUCUCCGUCCUCUUGGCUUGACUGGUAAUAAAGUUGAGUUGCUCUGCGACCUAUGCAGCAUUACACUGAACAAAAAUGCCGUCUUCGGUGACAGUAGUGCAUUGUCACCUGGCGGUGUGCGCAUUGGUACACCUGCAAUGACCUCCAGGGGUUUGGUUGAGGAUGACUUUGUGCAGAUUGCCGAGUACCUUCACCAGGCUGUGACCAUCUGCUUGAAGGUCCAGGAGGAGCAUGGCAAGAUUCUCAAGGACUUCAAGAAGGGCUUGGUGAACAACCAGGACAUCGAAAACCUAAAGGCGGAGGUUGAGAAGUUCGCCACAUCGUUUGAGAUGCCUGGCUUCAGGGUGUCAGACAUGAAGUACAAGGAUUAGAUAUUUAGAUCACGACGUCGGUGCAAACCCCUACUGCCGUGGAACAUGUCUGCCACCUUGAGAGGUGGUAUCUGAAUUUGGCGUAACUAGAGCCAGUAACUGCUCUACAUAGCGCCGCCCUUUCUGUUGGUGUGCUACUCCAUCGGUCCAUUUUGUUGGAACUGUUAAAGUGUAUGAUUAGAGAAUAAUAAUGGUGGAGAGCAUGCUUGACAUGGGUUAUGAUCGCUCA
This is a messenger RNA of Panicum hallii, 1971 nucleotides long. Its product is annotated as serine hydroxymethyltransferase 4-like. Gene Ontology annotation, biological process: folic acid metabolic process; tetrahydrofolate interconversion; L-serine catabolic process. Gene Ontology annotation, cellular component: cytoplasm. Gene Ontology annotation, molecular function: serine binding; glycine hydroxymethyltransferase activity; cobalt ion binding. The record is from RefSeq and is a predicted model, not a curated record. The transcript is spliced from 4 exons. Bases 123 to 1742 code for a protein of 539 amino acids. NCBI's taxonomy places the organism in Eukaryota, Viridiplantae, Streptophyta, Magnoliopsida, Poales, Poaceae.